Molecule: messenger RNA, 715 nt
Organism: Linum trigynum
Lineage: Eukaryota; Viridiplantae; Streptophyta; Magnoliopsida; Malpighiales; Linaceae
Source: the annotation of a GenBank genome assembly
CUUGACAAUAUAAUUGACGGGAGAUGAUCAUAUGCACUGGAGACGCGGCCGCAAAGGCUGCUGGAAAGAUAUUGAGAUGUAUAAUUGGCCUUAUGACCUAUGAAGAUCGACAGGGCCGGGACAACAUAGAAAUCACCUUGAUCAUCAACGUUGACGGAGACACCCUCUGUGCCGGAUCAGAGUCUCUUUUGGGACCACGGAAACAUACGGUUCCAACGUGAAUAAGAAGGGCAGCCGAGCAGCAAAUAAAUUAGCGGCUGUGAUAGGACGGCAGCUACUGAUUCUUGCUUCUCGGACGAAUGAAGGAACGAAGAAGAUGUCGAACUAAUGACGACGAUGUUGAUUCUGCUCGAGACGAGGAUAAUGGCCGGGAAGUUGACUGGCUGGCGACGACGGUGACCUGGAAAGGGCGGCGUUGGCGGGAGCUCAGAUCCGAGCAACCUCUACUGACGACUGCGACGAUGAUGAUUCAACGACGACGGGACGCGAACGACGAUGAUGAUAAGAGGAACGGCGGUGCGUUGAGGCCACUGACGACGGCCUUUACUCAGCAUCCGACGACUGGUUUUGACGACGGCCAGCGCUGACAAGGAUGAUGAUUGCGCCGCUAAUUCUGGUGGCGCAGACGAAACCGACGCUGGGAGGCCAGAUCGCGUACUGGAGGACGGUGAAGAAGAGAUAGAUGGUCAAACGGCCUCGGGAUACAUACGAAUUU